Necator americanus (New World hookworm) is the source of this 3144-nucleotide messenger RNA. RefSeq lists its product as uncharacterized. Gene Ontology annotation, molecular function: mRNA 3'-UTR binding; protein binding. The record is from RefSeq and is a predicted model, not a curated record. The transcript is spliced from 27 exons. NCBI's taxonomy places the organism in Eukaryota, Metazoa, Nematoda, Chromadorea, Rhabditida, Ancylostomatidae. Bases 1 to 3144 code for a protein of 1047 amino acids. Gene Ontology annotation, cellular component: nucleus; mitochondrion. Gene Ontology annotation, biological process: regulation of mitochondrial translation.
AUGCUUUCAAGGAGGGUUGCUCUGUUGCGGUUACGAAGUGUUCGUUGCAUGAUGGUAGCCGCAUCAGAGCGACCAAGGGAUCGACCAAAAUUGACUCCAUUGAUGGAUAAAAGGAGCCCAGGAGUGAGAAAGGUAAUAGCGUCUUUACCUGCUGAGCAUGUGCGACUCCAAAACAGACAUCGUGAUGCUCUGGAGAGUAAUAGGGCAGAAUCUCUCCAAGAAGUUAUUGAACAAAUUGAAUGGCGUGGCAUCGUUUUCAGUCAAAUACCUGAAAAGGUUGCCAAAUUACUCAGAGAUCCGAAAGAAGAUCUAACAUUGCUGUCGGACCGUCAGAUAGCUGUACUCCUUUCUACUUUCGGUAAUGCCUGUGAAUCAGUCAGUCGCUCGCGAAGAGGAGAACUUCUAAGAGAGGCUUUGGAAACCCUUAAACAUAGAGGCGUUCCUCUCUUAUUGCUGUCUCGAAAUGCUGCUCUUUCUGCACGCGUCGACAAUGGAGAAAAUGUUAAUGUCAUCGAAGAGUUAAGUGCAUGGGAUGCUGAGAACUUGGCUCCGGACAAAGAAACUUAUGGGCAAUUGUCGAGAGUUUAUGCUCGUUCAGGAAAUACACAGGCGAUUAUAGACAUUAUUAAUCACAUGAAAUCAAUUGGAUUGCAAAUAUCACCAACAAUUCUGAAAUCGCUCAUUUAUUCAUUGGCCAAAAGCGGACAUUACACCCAAGCGGAAACAUUUGUGGAGAAAUUCCUUGCUUCUGCCGACGAAGUUCUCCUUCGUACCGCCAUUGCCAGAGCUGCCGUGGCUCGUGGCGAUUUUUCGGUUGCACUCAACACCAUAGCUUCAAUACCAAUCCGGGCUAAAUUAGAGCAAAUUACAAACAACAAGUUGGUAUUACAAGUUUUGUUCGAUAUGUUGGAUGCUGGAGAAAUGAAUGCUGUUGAAAAGCUAUCUCCCUAUCUGGCUAUGACUCCCGAUGGAACGUCGCUGAGUGAAUGGCAUGUAAAUCCGGCAGUUUUAGCACGUUCACGAUGCGCUUGUUCUGAAGGGAAACUCGAGAAUGCGCUCAAACUCUACGGGUUGCUUCAUCCGAAGUUCAGAAAUAGCAAUUUCGAAUCAACACUUUUGGAUUCCUUAGGCGAUCGCUUGAAGGAUAGCAACCAUACGAUAGAUGAUAUUUUUGGUUUGGCUAGAUCAAUGGAAAAAAUUGGGUUAACGAAAGAUCACUACUUACUUUUGCUGGAGAAAUCGAUCAAUAGUCCUCGUACACAUGAGGUGCUCUCAGUAGUUCAGUCGCGAGAUCAAUUGGAAAGAUGUCUUAUAGAGAAACCCUCUUUGAGAAAAGGGCUUGCGAGAAAGCUAAGUGAAAAACUUACCAGCACUAAGUUGAAGAAGGAACAACGUGUUGCCAUUUUGGCUGAUAUAGCAACUGUGCUGUUCUCCUACGACAGUGAGCGACCUUUUCAAGAUGUACUAGCUGUCUAUCCAGUUAUUUACGCUCUAGGUGGAAAAGAUGUUGACCUUGCAAUUCCUGCACUGGCGAUGAUAAAACAACCUCAUGUGCGUAAGGAGUACUCUACAGCAUUAGUGCAGCAAUUAUUGAGAAAGGGUGAUCCGUUGGCUGAAGAAAAGCUCGAGAAACUGCUCGGAAGUGGUGCUAUACAGUCCUUGAGUGCAGGCCGUGUCCAGAAGCAAAUCUCAGGACUCGUGUUGAAUCGCGACAAAAAGGAAGGAGAGUCUGAUAAACGACAGCUUAAUCUGGCUGCGCGAUUAAUUGCUCUCAGUUUCCCAGCCGAAAAUUCCAAGGCGAGGGCAACCACUGCUUCUAAAUACGUCAUCUUACAACUUCAGUCUGAGCUUCUUUCCGUCGACCGUGCUCGAAAACUCGUCAGCUUUAUGGAGAAAGAGCCGCGAAUUCGACUAUCGAGCGAUGAAAUUAGCCUAUACAAAAAAGCUCUUCAAGAAAAAGGUCAGAAGGAAAAGGGAGAGCUUCUUGGAAGAUUGAGAAAGAAAAGUCAAACUUAUGCUCGGUGGUUGGAGUCAUCUGUUGAGGAACUUGAAGAGGAGCUUGCACAUAUUCGUGAAAAACCCGACGCCAAACCCGCCGUAGUGAAGGCGAUGCAUGAAGUCAUUUUAAAGAAAGUAUCCUCUGAAAAGCCUAUUAACUACGAACGCGUUGAGCGUCAACUUCGCCUUGUCAAAGAAAACGCUAGCUCUUCAUCCUCCAGAGUUUCUGACUUAGCUAUUCAAAUAUUCUCUUCUUCUCUAACGGGAGCGCUGUUGGAGCGCAAGCUUGAUGUUGUGAAGAAUUUGUGGGAGAUUCGAAUGUGCACACCUUCUGUGGAGAACGCCCUUACGUAUAUUUCCUACUUGUUUUUGACAGGUUCUGUAGCGGAAGCUGAUACUGUAUGUGAAGACCUUAGGCAAUCUGCACAGACAAUUACGGCUACAUCACUUCAGACGGUUGGCGAUCGUUUAGGCGAUAGCUGGAGCAUUGAUAAAAUGCGUCAACUUUCGCAGUAUUUGCAAACAAAGUUCAAUCUCGGCACACAGCAGUUGUUGCGGAUUAUUGCCUGUGUGAGGUUGCGACAGCUAGAGAGAUUAAUAGACGCUGGAAAAUUGGACGAGGCAUUACAGUUAGUGGUUGAGCAUUCAGUGGAAUCAAACAGCGCAUUCGGUCAAUAUCAACUGGCAGCAGCCGCAGUACGGACGGAAAACAUGGGCGUUCUAAAAGGUGUUUUUGAUGUUGUGAAGCGAACCCAUGGCAAAGAAGUUGCAUUUCUCGAUCUUGCUUUGGUACUUUUAGAGGAAGGUCGAACAGAACAAGCUUUGAAGUUACUGGAUACACCACAGUUGAAGAUUUCCCAAGGAAAGCUAGAGUAUUUUGUGAGGCGUGCUGUAGAUAACAACAGGCCCGACGUUUUGCGUGGCCUUUUCACUGGUCUUUCUCAACACGAUCGAGUAUCAACUGUAGGAUUGAACAAACUGUUGCUGCAGCUUAGCAGGAUGUAUUAUAAAGCUAAUGAUUUACGCUCAUUGGAGAGCUUAGAAGAAGAUAUUAAACGGAUGUCUUUCCCCUUAGAACAGCAGAUGAGGACAGUGUUUGACAACUUACGGCAUAGGAAACUAGAUGGCAACGCUGACAAUCAGUAG